CUUACCCAUAGUACAUACUUCUACGUUAUACUUACAUUACGAUUCGUGGUGAAAAUUUUUGUUUUUCUCUGAUCCGUGGAAGUCUAUUAACAACUCCGGCACACGUUAUAGCUGCAAUCACUUGGUAUCUGCUGUGACACUAUUCACGCUAAAUAUGACCGAAUGUUAUCUUUGCGAUAAGGACUUGUUCUCGACGGAGCAUUGAGACCUAAUCUAUCUACGUUCGAGCGUCAGUCUGGUUCCAAACCUGCCACUGAACAGAAUACCAUGCCGAAGCCGAAGAAAAUUCCCAAAACAGUGUAUUUCAAUAUCGACCAUGAUACAAAUAACAUUCACCACGUUAGUGCAUGGUACGGUAUUGUCGUUGUGGCUCUCGUGUUGGCCGCUGGAUCAGUGACGAACUAUUUCCUAACUAAUCUACCGGAGGCUUUGACUGUGGCCGACUUGGAGCGAUACCCUGUGGCAUUUAUUGCUGAGCGUGCGUGGGACAAUCUGAAGAGUUUCACCGAUCUGGGUCCAAGGGUCGCUGGAUCUAAGGCAAAUGAUGAGUUGGCAGUUGGAAUUUUCAAACGUGAGAUUGAAACAAUACAGGCGACCAAACACGUUAAUCAAGAAGUGAUCAUGGAGAACCAGGUCGUCACAGGAGCGUUCAACUUUACAUUUUAUGGAUCAUCAAUGACGACUAUAUAUCGCAAUGUUCAGAACAUUGUAGUGAAAUUGAAAGGUAAAAGUGACGAUGCUUUACUGCUAAAUUGCCAUUUCGAUACGGUGCCGAGCAGUCCUGGAGCAAGUGAUGACGUAGCAAGUUGUGCAGUUAUGCUGGAAAUUUUGAGAGUUAUGUCUAGGCUACCGGAUGAAAAUAGACAUUCGAUCAUAUUUCUGUUCAACGGAGCAGAGGAGACAUUGCUUCAAGCAUCUCAUGGUUUCAUCACUCAGCAUAAAUGGGCAAAAGAUGUGAAAGCCUUCCUGAAUUUGGAGUCUGCAGGAUCCGGAGGAAAAGAAGUACUGUUCCAAACCGGACCAAACAGUCCGUGGAUGAUAGAUGCCUACGCUAAGUCUGUUAGACAUCCGUUCGCGCAAGCAAUGGCUGAAGAGCUGUUCCACACCAAACUUAUUCCGUCUGAUACGGAUUUCAGGAUUUUCCGCGACUAUGGCAACAUACCUGGAAUGGACUUGGCUCAUUUCUUGCAUGGAUAUCGUUAUCACACUAAGUACGAUUCAUUGGACUACCUAUCGUUGCCCGUUUUACAGCGCACUGGAGAUAACGUGCUGGCUUUAACUCGUGAAAUGGCUAAUUCUGAACACUUAUCAGCAAACAACGCUGAACCGGGGUCAAAUACCGUGUUCUUUGAUUUUCUAGGAUUGUUUUUCGUAAAAUAUUCUAUGCGGGUGGCAACGCUAAUCAAUGCAACGGUAGCCCUACUAGCCGUGCUGAUACCAUAUCUAGGUUUAUCGGCAGCUGCAGGUAAUCAGGCAAAUAAGGCAAUUAGGACCGAAGCGUUGUACGGAUUUUCGAGUGUUUUGCUGGGAGCGUUACUCAGCGUAACGACCUGCGCCGCUAUCGCCCGGCAGUUGGAAGCGUUAGAUAGAGUGAUGACAUGGUACAGCAACACUUGGUUGAUACUAGGAAUCUACUGUGCACCUGCAUUGGCAAGCCACUGUUUGAUGCAAAUGUUUUUCAAUGCAUUCUUCAAAAAUAAAAAGAGCACAUUGUCCACGGGGAUGAUUACUCAGGCCAGGCUAAUCGGAGUCAACCUCUUUUGGAGUAUGAUAAGCCUGUGCUUCACCUUUGCUGGGCUCCGCAGCGCUUACAUCUUCAUGGUGCUUCAGAUGUGUUCGCUAGCGUCGACGAUCCCAACGGUUGUCGGUGGACUUCAACGAACGGUCCGGAAGUGGAUCUUCCUGCAUCUGUCGGUUCAGUUCAUUGCCAUCGUGUGCAGCUCGUUUUACUACAUAAUUUUCGUGAACCUAUUCGUUCCGAUUACGGGACGAUCGGGGACCGUAGUCAAUCCUGACACGAUCAUUGGAAUCGUUGCUGCCAUAGGGGUUCUACUGAGCUGCAGCUAUCUGUUGCCGCUGUUGAGGCUCGUGAAACAACCUUUGAAAAUAACAGCUAGCUUUUCAGCUGUGUCGCUGGUAGCGUUAUUGCUAGCAUGCUGCACCCCAAUUGGAUUCCCGUAUCGAGAUGCGUCUAAUGCAAAUCCCACGACUCAACGACAUCUUGUUACGCAUACAUUCCGUCUAUUCCAUGACGAACUUGGACUACUGAGGCACAUGGACCAAGGAUUCCUAUUUGAAGUUCAAGAUCAGAACGGCGGACGAACCUUGCAGGAGUACAUUGUUUCUGAUGACAGUUUCGUGCCGGUGGAAAAGAUGGACACCUGUACCAAUGAAUUUUUCUGUGGAAUCCCAUUUGAUGCCAUGUGGCGACAAGCUCACUUCAAGCACUUUUGGCAACCUGCUCAAGGACCGCCAGAAACGCACAAUAUGUUCACGCUAGCGUACGAAGAAACCAACCAACUCAGCGAACAGCUGCGGAGGAUUCGAUUCAAGGCCGAAGGUAGCCUGCAGUCAGCAAUUUUCAUUGGAACUAAACCCGGAGUGGAAUUGGUUGCAUGGAGCCUGCAUGAGUUCAUUCCUCCGCCGGUAACAUUCAAUGGUCAGGAAGGAUAUUUCGCCUACAUAACACACGGUGUGCCGAGUGGGCCGUGGAACAUCACGAUGGAUUUUGCGACAAGCGCAAACCACGAGGGAUUUUUAGCUGAAAUGGGAGUAGUGACGAAGUACUGGGAGUAUCACGAGAUGUAUACCGAAGAAUUCAAGCAGCUAUUGCAAAAGUUUCCAUCAUGGGCGCACGUUGUUCCGUCCGUAGCAGUUGUCAAUAUGCUAACACUGUAAAAAAAUGUUCAAAUGUUGUAAAUAAAAAGUUGUCUUGCAGGAAAAUAAAAUAACCAAGAAGUUUAUGGAAAAAAAUGUGACAGUUUUUGCAACCUUCAGACAAGCUAUCCUGGAGUUCAGUAGCCAGCUACUACAUUGAGUAAUGUUGCAUAACCAAUCAUGUUCGUUCACUGAACCUUUUUGCAGACCAAUAGAGACGUGUAUUAAUUGUUGGGACAUUAUAGGUCGUCCAAAUUAGCUUGGAAUGCAGUUCUUGGAAUUUAGAGCAAUUACAGUAGCUGUUUUCGUU
Messenger RNA from Aedes albopictus (Asian tiger mosquito), 3187 nucleotides. RefSeq names its product endoplasmic reticulum metallopeptidase 1. Gene Ontology annotation, biological process: proteolysis. Lineage: Eukaryota; Metazoa; Arthropoda; Insecta; Diptera; Culicidae. Bases 268 to 2898 code for a protein of 876 amino acids. The transcript has 6 exons. Gene Ontology annotation, molecular function: metalloexopeptidase activity. The record is from RefSeq and is a predicted model, not a curated record.